AUGGCGCAGUGGACGUGGGGAACGGACCUCUACAAGCGGCGGCGCUGCAAGGCGAUUGUGGCUCAGGCACCCUGCAGCCUGGGUGAGAGUUGCACGUUCGCUCACUCGGCGGCCGAGCUUAAAGCCUGGCCCUGGCAGGAGAAGCUGGCAGAGAAAUGGCAAGGCCAAGUGUCCAUCGGUGUGGUGGAGCACGCGAUGUUCUGGGACCUGCCUCGCCUGGGCACCACCGAUGUGGUUUGCAACCGUUCUACCUGCCUGGGGAACCCUUUCGGUGCUUGCACCUACCGCGACCCCGAGAAGCAGCGGCCGGCGCCGGACGAGAACGGCUGGCGGGUGGAGGAGCACGAGGUGUUGGUGGCAGCCUUCGAUCAGUACCUGCAGGCGCUGAGUGAGGAAGCUUGA
Molecule: messenger RNA, 402 nt
Organism: Cladocopium goreaui
Lineage: Eukaryota; Dinophyceae; Suessiales; Symbiodiniaceae
Source: the annotation of a GenBank genome assembly